UUAUAAAAGAAAAAAACUUACAAUUGCUCCCAAUAUUUGCAUGACAAACAUGGAAGCAAACCAAUAAGGCUUAUUCCUGCCCUCAAUAUCCAGUCCCCACUUCAGUGGUGUCACUUAGCAAACGUGACACUGUAUAAAGAGGACUUGUGUGAACUGCUCCUUCAUUCCACUUGCCAGCAGAAGGGAUUCAAGUUUUUAGGAGAGUGUAGCACCUGAUCCUAACUCGUGUCAAAGGAAGGUGAAGUCCCAGGUAUCACAACCACCACAGAUUGUGUCUUUCAGCUGGCCUGAGCAAAUAUGUUGUUUUACUCACCCUACAUCCUCACAGCAGUAGCUGCUUUGCUGGUGACUUGCCAUGGGCUGCAGCCAGGCAGUUUUGACCUGUCUGGUAGUUUUGGAAUGGCUGCUGGUCUGAAAGGACAUUUAGGUCUACCAAGUUUCCUAAAACCUUUUAGAAGAGAUCAUCCUGUGCCAGGAGUUGAAAAGGGAAAAAAGGAAGAAAAGAAGAUACUGGAGCAGGGUGUGAAAAAACCUGAUGCUUGUCAGUCUGCUAUUCAGGACACUGAACCUCCCAAGGUUUUAGUCAGUCUGGAAGACCGACUUCACAAACUUGAACAUGUGCUUGUUUUCAGUGGGAAAAUGAGAAAAGUAGGAGAGAAACUAUUUGCCAGCAAUGGGAAGCGAGCUGAUGUUGGGUCUGCACUGGGGCUCUGUGAAGAGGCUGGAGGAACUCUCCCAACUCCCAUGAACGAAGAGGAGAACAAAGCAAUUUUAGCUAUUGUGCAGCAGUAUAACCAAUAUGCUUACUUGGGCAUUAAAGAGAGUGAGGCUCCAGGUCAAUUUAAGUAUCUAAAUGGCAUGUCUGUGAAUUACACCAUGUGGCACCGUUAUGAGCCCAAUGGCAAAGGGACAGAAAAAUGUGUCCAGAUGUCCACUGAUGGGAGCUGGUAUGACAUAAAAUGCAACCUGAAUCUCCUUGUAGUCUGUGAAUUUUAAAGAAUGGCUUUUCAAGCACCUUGGAAUAUGGAGGCAAUGAAAUCUGCUUACAUAAUUUCUGCAAUUAUUCUAUAUAAAAUAUGAAAUUAAUCAUAUGGUGUUUUUUAUGCUUAAGAAAAUGCCAAAUGUGGUAGGUGAUUAACCUAAUUAAAAUGAGCCUAAUCUGAAGUCCUUAUCUCUUUUGGAGGAUUGGGAAUAGCUGAGAUUUUGUGGCAGGCUGUCUCUAUGCAGUGUGCCUCUGUAAAUAUUAGAGUAAAAUCCCAAAGUCUGACUCGGGAUAUUGGAAAAGUCAGAAGUUAAAAUUACCCCUGGCUUUGUAGUAGAAGCAUUUCCAAGUACCUAAUAGUUUCUGACACAAAGGAGAGGUAGAGAGGUUGGCUUCACUGGAACAGUUAUAAUCUCAAGUUCUGUACAUCUAUCUCUGAAUCAUAGGGCUUGAAUUUUGACAUAUUGAAGCAAACAUUGAUUCAUUCAGCAUCCAUACCAGUUACAACUCAUUUUCUUAGUUUCAGAAGCUAUAGUCUAUAAAACACUAAGAUAAACAUUGCAUUAAAUACAUGUGACCGUAGAAAUAUGUAUAAAAUAAUAAAGAUUGCAUUCUGUUGCUAAGACAUGACAUUCUCUUAUAAAACUGUGACCAUUGCAGUAUUAGCAGGCCACCUCUCUACUCACUAAAUAACUACAUGCUAUGGAGGGGGAGUAGGUAAGACUGGAAGUUCAGACACAAGCUAUUUCUCUGCUGUCAUGAUUCAAAUCUGCUAGGAUCAAGAAGCAAAAUUUUUGAUCAAGAUCAAAAUUUUCCUUCCACAAAAUCUUUUCCCCACUUCUCAGUGUGAGUAGCUGGGGAGCAGGGGGAGCUCAAUAAAGAACCACAAGUAAGAAAUUCUGACACAAUUACCUAGCAGUGAGGAAGUUCUGGGCUUAUCCUUUAUAAUUUUCA
Calypte anna (Anna's hummingbird) is the source of this 1936-nucleotide messenger RNA. Its product is annotated as pulmonary surfactant-associated protein A. The transcript is spliced from 6 exons. The record is from RefSeq and is a predicted model, not a curated record. Bases 298 to 996 code for a protein of 232 amino acids. NCBI's taxonomy places the organism in Eukaryota, Metazoa, Chordata, Aves, Apodiformes, Trochilidae.